AUGCUAGCACCGUCAAGAUGGUUGCAGAGGUUAGCUUAUACUUCACGAUGCAUCUUGCAUUCACGACAAGCGCAUCGGGCGCUGGCGACGGUUGUCAAGUCGCCACUGCCACCCGUGGUCCGUGAUGAAGCGAUCCGACUACGAGAGUAUCAAGAGGAAUGCAUUCAAUCGGUGCUAUCUUACCUGAAGAAGGGCCAUAAGCGCCUAGGUAUCUCGCUGGCCACUGGUAGUGGCAAGACGGUUAUAUUCACGCAACUAAUCGAUCGAGUCGAGCCACCCACCAAGCAUGCCCAGCAGACUCUGAUCCUUGCUCACCGGCGAGAGCUGGUGGAGCAAGCCGCGCGACACUGCGAGCGAGCAUAUCCAGACAAGAGCAUCGACAUUGAGAUGGGAGAUAUACACGCUUCUGGGGCAGCGGACAUUACAGUCGCCUCCGUCCGCAGUCUGGUCUCAGGUGACCGGCUGACCAAAUACAACCCGGAUCGCUUCAAGCUGGUCCUUGUGGAUGAAGCCCAUCACAUCGUGGCACCGGGCUAUCUGCGGAUUCUCGAACACUUUGGCCAGGAAGAAAGACGGGACACUGGCCCGGCAUUGGUUGGUGUCUCGGCGACCUUCUCUCGCUUUGACGGCCUAAGACUCGGCGCGGCUAUUGACCAUAUUGUCUAUCACAAAGACUACGUCGACAUGAUCGGUGAGAAGUGGCUCUCGGAUGUCAUAUUUACCACUGUCAAGUCGAAAGCAGAUCUAUCCAAAGUCCGAGUUGGGAACGAAGGAGAUUUUCGGACAGGCCAAUUGUCCAAGGCCGUGAAUACGGAGAUCACCAAUGAUAUCACAGUCAAGGCAUGGCAAGAAGAAGCUGGCUAUCGGAAAUCGACACUGGUGUUCUGUGUCGACAUCAACCAUGUGACCAGCUUGACGUCCACGUUCCGCAGACAUGGCAUCGACGCACAGUACAUCACCGGCGCGACGAAGAAGCGGAUACGAGGCGAGCGCCUUGAAGCUUUCAAGAACCGCGAGUUUCCUGUCUUGCUGAAUUGUGGCGUGUUCACUGAGGGCACCGACAUGCCCAACAUUGACUGUGUGCUGCUGGCUCGCCCGACCAAGUCGCGGAAUCUCCUUGUACAAAUGAUCGGCCGUGGUAUGCGUCUACACCCGGGCAAGAAGGACUGUCAUGUCAUCGACAUGGUGGCUUCGCUAGAGACGGGGAUCGUCACGGUUCCCACUCUCUUCGGCCUAGAUCCAUCAGAAGUGGUCAAAGCCGCAAAAGUGAACGACCUGAAAGAACUCAAGGACAGAACGCUGGAGGAGGCGGCGCUCUCUUCCGAACCAGCGAGCGGGCCUCCAUUGCAUAAUGCAACAUCUAGCGACCAUCAACUCGACUUUACGCGCUAUGACUCCGUGCACGAUCUUCUCGAGGAUACCUCCGGCGAACGGCACGUCCGUGCAAUCUCUCCAAAUGCUUGGGUACAGAUCGAUUCUUGCAAGUAUGUCCUGGCGGCAAAAGGCGGCAUAUUAACGCUGGAACGCCGGCUUCCCACCACGUCCUCUGCCUCCAACAGUGCAACACCCUCACCAGAAUCUGACUCGGCUACCUUUGUCGUCAUAUGGAAACACACCCUCCACGCGGUUGAGAAGUCCAAGUCUCCGUGGUCUCGUCCUCGCACAGUCGCCUCCGCGUCGACCCUGUCCGACGCUUUGCAUGCAGCGGACACAUUUGCCGCCAGCAAGUUCGAGCGCAUCUUCAUGGCCACUUCGUCUUCAUGGCGCAAGUCUCCGGCAUCGCAGGGACAGCUUGAUUUUCUCAAUCGACUGCGUGAAGUCUCCGAGGAGGAGCCGCUUACGGAAUGGGAUAUCACGAAAGGACAGGCAGGCGAUAUGAUUACCAAGGUGAAGUUCGGCGCACGAGGCCGUUUUGACAAGUUGAUGCGCAAGAAGCGAGGUGUUGAGAAAGAGGUCGAGAAGAUGGAGAAGGUCAAGGAAAUGCGGCGACGCGAGACAGUCAAGGUAGGUCCUGUACAGCUCUAG
Molecule: messenger RNA, 2025 nt
Organism: Cladophialophora yegresii CBS 114405
Lineage: Eukaryota; Fungi; Ascomycota; Eurotiomycetes; Chaetothyriales; Herpotrichiellaceae
Exons: 2
Coding region: 1-2025 (674 amino acids)
Molecular function (GO): hydrolase activity; DNA binding; ATP binding
Source: RefSeq, a predicted model, not a curated record